AUGGAUAUAGUUCAGCCAAAAAGCUCACUCCUCCGAUCACUCCCAGCUCACCGUGACAAUAUCCAUGUCACUGUCUUCGGUGGCCAGGCAGGGACACCUAUUCCUGGUUCUAAUCCUGCCCAAGUCCCUUUCAACUCAUCAGAUGGAUUUCUUCAUUACGAGUCACAAAUUCCAGGAAUUGAUUCCAACUGUUGGGCUCCGUUUACAUCCCGUAUCGAUUGGGAAAUUGCUCGGUGGGCAAAGAUACGUGGGCCUAGCUCGACCGCAUUUUCAGAGCUACUUGAAAUCAAGGGUGUUUGCAAAGCCCUUGGUUUAUCAUAUCGAAGCAGUGCAGAAAUCAAUAACAUUAUUGAUACCCAAAUUCCUCCUCGACAUCCCUCAUUCAAACAUGGAGAAGUUGUGAUUGCAGGAGAAGCAUUUGAUUUCUACAAACGGGACAUCUUGGAGUGCAUCCGUGCUCUAUAUGGAUCUCCAGAACAUGCUCGGUAUCUUUGUGUUGCUCCUGAGCGACAUUACUCAGAUGCUGACAAGACUUCCCGGUUGUAUCAUGAUCUUCACACUGGUAAAUGGUGGUGGGCUACCCAGACUGCGCUCGAGGCUGAAACUCCGGGUGCAGCUAUCAUUCCGGUCAUCUUAUCCAGUGACAAGACACAAGUCACUCUGUUCCGAAACAAGACUGCAUAUCCCGUUUAUCUCACAAUUGGGAAUCUUCCAAAAGAGAUUUGCAGAAAACCAUCCCAUCAAGGACAAAUUCUUCUCACCUAUCUUCCGACAUCGAAAUUGGCUCACAUCACUAACAAAGCUCAAUGGCGUCAAACUGUAGCCAACUUGUUUCAUGCCUGUAUGACCCACUUAGUCGCACCACUGAAGGAGGCAGGGAUGCACGGUAUCGUUAUGAAAAGUGGUGAUGGUGUUAAACGUCGCUGUCACCCUAUUUUAGCUGCUUAUGUUGGGGAUUAUCCGGAACAGAUAUUGGUUACCUGUGCAUACUAUGGGGAUUGUCCUGUUUGUAUGACUACGAAAGAACAUUUAGGUCAAUACCCAUCCACCUCACCAGUCCGAGAUCCAGAUAAAUCUAUAGCAUCUACGAAACUCAUUGGAACUGAUAGUUGGGCUCAAAGCUGUCUCGAUGCCAAUAUUAAACCUGUUCAAUAUCCAUUUUGGGAAGAUUUGCCAUUCACCAACAUAUUCCGAUCUAUAACACCUGAUAUUCUUCACCAGAUGUAUCAGGGCGUAAUGAAGCACCUCAUUGGUGAAGUUGACGCACGCGUCCGUCGCCUUCCUCCCAACCAUAGUGUCCGUCAGUUUCACAAAGGUAUCUUGACAUUGUCACAAGUCAGUGGAAUGGAACACAGGGCAAUGUGCACCUUCCUCUUAGGUAUAAUCAUCGAUGUACCCCACUUGACUCCUCGCCAAUCAUAUGCUCUCUCAACUGCAACUCGUGCACUCCUUGACUUUCUCUAUCUUGCAUGCUAUCCCAUUCAUAGCAAUGAAUCUUUGGACAUCCUUGAGCAGGCCCUGCAAACAUUCCAUGAUCACAAGCAGGUCUUCAUCGACUUGAACGUGCGCCAGCACUUCAAUGUCCCGGGGGUCCACUUCAUGUGUCGUUGUGUCUGCGCUAUCGAGCUGUUCGGAAUGUGCGACAACUACAACACUGAGACCACUGAACGGCUUCAUAUCAAUUUUGCUAAGGAUGCAUAUCGUGCUACCAACCGGAAAGAUGAAUACGCUCAAAUGACAAAGUGGUUAGAGCGUCAGGAAAAGAUUGGCUACCAUUCAACUUAUAUCGCAUGGAGAAGGACCAACCCGACAUCAAUAAAAUCUACCUCAUUUCAUCCUGUUCCUCCCACUGGUCUGCGCUAUGACUUUCCUGGUGCCAUUCGGACACUCCAAGAUCUCCGAUGUUUGCUCACGCAAAGGAUAGCGCAGCAUCCUAUGGUCAAAUCAGUCUCACUGUCGAAGAUUCAGGAUACAGGCCCACGAGGAUAUUGUGCUACGCAGUUUGUCACAGCGCUCAAACAGUUUAUUGCACAACACCGACAUCCCGACUUUGUACCAUGGCAGGUUUCAGAGAUGGCUGAGUUCAUCACACUUCUAUUUGCCGCUCUGCCUGUCUGGCACCACCUAAAGUUCAACAAUCAAGACUUAUAUGACCAGAAAACUGUUGACGCAGUCUCUGCUUGUCCUUGCCGCUAUAACUCUCGCAACCAAAAAACAAGAGUUUCACGUUUUGAUACUGCUCUUGUUUGUGUGCGCAGGACUACUAGUGAACAAGGAGAUGACUUUAUCAAGGGUACGACACCCAUUACAGUAUCACAUACACAAGUUGGACAUGUUCGGGUCAUAUUCGCUCUGCCUCAAAAGACACUCUACAAGCUAUUUCCUCCAAACAUAACUCCGCCAACUCAUUUAGCUUAUGUGGAGUGGUUCAGCAAGUUUCCCCGUCAUACAGACAGUCGCAUGGGGAUGUACCGCCUCAAGAAACAAAUGGGAAGAGAUGGGGUCAUUUCUGCAUCGGUGGUCCCAGUCAAGAUGAUUCAGAGUAGCAUCCAUCUAUAUCCAAAAUGGGGUGGAUCAGUACUUCCCGAAUGGACUAGCAAAAAUAUUUUAGAUAGAUGUGAACAUUUCUUUGUUAAUCCCUUUAGAGAUACACAUACAUACUUCAAUCUAGGCUAA
Molecule: messenger RNA, 2676 nt
Organism: Lentinula edodes (shiitake mushroom)
Lineage: Eukaryota; Fungi; Basidiomycota; Agaricomycetes; Agaricales; Omphalotaceae
Exons: 5
Coding region: 1-2676 (891 amino acids)
Source: RefSeq, a predicted model, not a curated record